This is a messenger RNA of Cylas formicarius (sweet potato weevil), 2345 nucleotides long. RefSeq lists its product as uncharacterized. The record is from RefSeq and is a predicted model, not a curated record. The transcript has a single exon. NCBI's taxonomy places the organism in Eukaryota, Metazoa, Arthropoda, Insecta, Coleoptera, Brentidae. The coding region runs from base 18 to 2288 and encodes 756 amino acids.
GUCAGGCUCACGACAAAAUGCGAGUCCUUUUAGUUGUUAGUUUGUUGUGUGCAACGGCAUUAUGCGUCGAUGUUAAAAAAGCUGACGCGAAAGUAAGUGAAAAAAUCGAAGAUCCUCCUGCGGCGAAGGCGAACCAAGAGAUAAAAAAUUUGGAAACGGAACUCAUCAACGAAGACGAACAAACCGAGGCAAAAAGAAGCAAAAAAUCAACGACGACCACAUUUUGCGUAGAGAUCAGACCGAGUGAUCCCUAUCAGAAGCCUUAUCAAGUUUGUGAACCCUCGGCUCCUCCCACUUACUAUCCCUCGCCUAGUUACGGAGAACCCCCGAAACCUUCUCCGGCACCUUACGGUGCUGCCCCGGCUCCAGCUUCUGCCUACCAUGCCGCCGCCGCUCCAGCUGCCGCCUAUCCGGCUCCCGCUCCGAAACCGGCUGCAAAACAAUAUGGGUCUGCCCACAGUUCAGCUACCUAUAGUGCCUACCGCAAUGCCGAGGAAUCCAACGAAGAAGAAGGUGCUGGUGUGCUUGGAAUGACGGAAGCGUCCGACGAGGAUGAACAAGAUGGAUCGAACGAAAUAUCGGGCGCCAUGAUGAGGAAAGCCGAAUAUGGUGGAUAUGGCGCACCUAGCUACGGUUCCCCGACUUAUGGUGGCGGGUAUGCAGCAAGCGCGGGUUAUGGAGCACCCGUUUCUUUCGUUCCGGCAAAGAAAAAAGCCCAUAGCGGUUUGGUAAUUACAUGCCAACCUAAUCUGGCGGGAUACGCCCAUGGUAUUCCGAGCGUGGGAUAUGGCGGCGGAUACAGAUCGUCCAGCGGUGGAUAUGGAAGGCCAUAUUCUUACGGAUCGUACCCACAGCCGCUAUACAAACCACCGACAUAUAAUUUACCAAGCUAUUCGCUGUCUGCAUAUAAAGCUCCGCCUGCAUAUCCUCAAUCACCCGCAUACAAAGCGCCUUCGUAUGGACCACCCGCACCAUCGUACAAGCCGCCUUCGUAUGCCGCUCCAGCGUAUAAACCGGCGGCUCCGGCUUACUCUCCACCUGCUUAUGCCGCCCCUGUAUAUAAAGCACCAUCGUACUCCGCUCCGGAACCGGCCUAUCACCCAGCUCCAACCUAUCAGGCUCCAGCUUACAAAGCACCUCCAGUACCGUCUUAUUCACCGGCCCCAUAUUCUGCUCCAACUCCAGCCUUCUCGCCUCCGUCUUACAAGGCACCAGCACCAAGUUAUGCUGCCCCUACGUACAAACCAGCCCCGUCUUACGCCCUUCCUGCGUACAAAUCACCCUCCCCACCAGCAUACUCGGCUCCUGCACCAGCCUAUGCACCACCGGCAUACAAAGCACCCUCCCCACCGGCAUACUCGGCUCCAGCAGCAGCCUAUGCACCACCGGCGUACAAAGCACCCGCCCCACCAACAUAUUCGGCUCCAGCACCAGCUUAUGCACCACCUGCGUACAAAGCACCAGCGCCACCAGCAUAUUCGGCUCCCGCACCAGCAUAUGCACCACCGGCGUACAAAGCACCAGCCCCACCAGCAUAUUCGGCUCCAGCACCAGCUUAUGCACCACCGGCGUAUAAAGCACCCUCUUAUUCAGCACCUGCCCCGUCAUAUUCAGCGCCCCCUCCGGUUUAUUCGGCCCCGUCACCGCCGCCUUCGUAUCAUGCUCCAAGUCCAGCCUAUUCUCCACCUGCACCCGAAUAUUCCGCUCCGCCUCCAGUUUAUAAAACUCCAUCGUACUCUACACCGCCCACUUAUGGAGCGCCUGCUUAUUCUCCUCCCAGUCCUCCUCCAUAUUCUGCUCCUGCGCCAUACGAAGGCGGUUACAGGUCCGCUGAAGAAACGGACAGCCAUUCAAAAACUCCUGUCGAUGUAAACGUGGAAAAAAUGGACGUGCAUGAAAAAGAAGAACACACUAAGAAAAAAAUGGAGGAGAUAAUUCAUCAAAGAGCUGCGGGAUCAUCGUGGCACUCUGAAAUGACUUCUUCUCCUCACCACGAGAUGGUUAAUGGGACAGGUAAUUCCGAGCAUCAUAUCCGGGUUGAACCUGAAAAGCACGCACCAACGACUGAGACCCCACCUAAUGAAAACGCAGUGCGUUCAGUUCAUGAACCUGGAUGGAAAAGCGACAUGAGAACAAGCGACAAAGAUGAUUUGGAACAUGGCAUGAAAGCAAGUGUCGAAAAGAUGAUGCGAGAAAGUGACAAUAAGAAAGGCAGUGCUGGUUGGGAUGCAGCAAUGAGAAACGCAGAACCUUCCCUUGGCAUUGUUCAAAAUAUGUUUGACAGUUAAAUAUUGGUCUGUUAUUUACAACUUUUUUUACUUUUGUACCGAUUAUAUGUUAAUAAA